Cladocopium goreaui is the source of this 2259-nucleotide messenger RNA. NCBI's taxonomy places the organism in Eukaryota, Dinophyceae, Suessiales, Symbiodiniaceae. The record is from the annotation of a GenBank genome assembly.
AUGAGCACGCUGUCCAGCGCAGAGACGCGUUCGAUUGCCAAAGAGGCAUUCAUUUACGGAUGGCCGAUAUGCGAGAACUACAACACGCUCUAUGCUUACUCAGUGGAUGUUGACAACAAAGACUACAAGGCUCCUUUCAACACAAUCAGCAACACUGCUCGUGUAUUCACCCCAGACGACAAGGUCAUCGUGACGCCGAACUCUGAUACACCCUAUUCGUUUGCAUGGCUCGACUUGCGUGCAGAGCCUGUGGUAAUCCAAGUCCCAGUCAUUGAAAAGGAUCGCUAUUUCUCUUUCCAACUCAUUGACAUGUACACCCACAACUUCGACUAUCUGGGGACACGCUGUACAGGAAACCAGGGUGGUGUCUACAUGAUCAGUGGCCCUGGAUGGUUAGGGGGUGGUUACAGUGGUGACGGCAAACCUGCAAAAGUGGACAAAGUCAUUGCUUGUGAGACACCCUUCGCCCUGGCAAUCGUGCGCACGCAGCUCAAGGGGCCGGAGGAUUUGGAGAAUGUCAAGGCAAUUCAGGCAGGUUACAAAGUAGAGACCUUGAGUGCUUUUCUUGGCAAGCCUGGUCCUGAGCCCAAAGCACUCAACUGGCCUAAAUCUGACAAAACGGUGACCAUGUCAGUGGCCAUGUUUGAGAUCCUUGAUUUCAUGCUGUCAAACCUCCCAGUUCAUGAUAGCGAAACUCAACUUCGUGAUCGCUUCCUGAAAAUUGGCAUUGGCAGUGGAGGAUUUCAUCUCUCCAAGAUUUCUGAAGAAAUGCGAAGCGCUUUGGAGAUGGGUAUGCAAGAUGGCUGGGCAGAGUAUGAGAAGGUUAUCGAGAAGAGUUUCGCUUUGGGAACAAUGUCAAGCGGAGACCUUUUUGGCACACGGAGUUUCUUGAAAAAUGACUACAUCAAGAGGUUUGCAGGCGCAAAGCUAGGGAUUUACGGCAAUUCCCGGGAGGAGGCCUUUUACCCCUUGUACAAGCAGCUAGAUGGCCAAAUCUUGGAUGGUGCGAAGGCUUCUUACAAGAUGGUGCUGUCAAAAGUGGACCAAGAAAUUGCCACAGCAUUUUGGUCUCUCACCAUGUAUGAUGGUGUAAGCCAGCUCUUGGUGUCCAACCAACUGAACCGCUACUUGCUGAACAGUGCCAUGGUGCCCUCCAUGAAGACCUCUGAUGGCUCACUUACUCUGUACAUAUCUGCCGCCUCCCCAGGGAAAGACUUGGAAUCUAAUUGGCUGCCUGCUCCUGCUGGCCCCUUUUAUCUUGUCAUGCGGCUUUACCUGCCGAAGGCCGAAGCUUUUCAAGGCUGGCAGCAGCCAAAGUUGCUCUCUGCGAAGCCAUCGGGCGCUGCAGAUGUGCCAGCUGCAGCCCAAUGCCUUCAGAGACAUGGUGCACGGCUGGAUGAGAAGUUCAAGGCAAUAUCGGAUUUCAAUCGCAUGACCGAGCCCGCAAUUCUGCGCUGGCAGCAAGGUGUUUGCAUCGCCCGCGGUGCCAAGUGCUCAGAUGAGAUCCACAACUCGAGGCAACUCGCUUCACUGCUUCACCCUCGUGAGUCUGAGGUACAGCUCAGGACCACAGUUGCAGGCCUGGAUGGUGAUGAUUGGUUGGGCCAUAGAUUUCCCGACUGCCCCAUUGCUAGAGACCCUGUUGCCUCUUACGGCCUUGUGCAUCGCUUGGACCGUGAAACGUCAGGUAUGGUGAUGUGGGCGCCAACAUAUCAGAGCUACUAUGCUCUUCGCCUGGCGUUUGCAACAGAGCGAGUGCAGAAGGAGUAUCUGUGCUUGUGUGAUGGCUGGCUGCCGCAAGAGCCACGGCUACUUGAAGGUGGCAUUCAGAGGAUUCUGCCCAAGGAGCCAGGUGCUGGACGUCACACAAGCCAAGUCUCCUCAUGUGGUCGACGUGCGCGCACUGAGAUUCGAGAUGUGGCGCAUGCCUUGGGGCCUGGAGGUGAGGCUGUCAGCUUUGUCAAGGUGCGCAUCUACACAGGCCGCUUGCAUCAGAUCCGAGUUCACCUGAGCCACGAAGGGCAUCCGCUGGUUGGGGACGGAACCUAUGGUGGCAGCUGCCCUUCCUGGGUGCCUCGAAUCUUCUUGCAUGCUGCCAAGUUGGUUCUCUUACCUGAUGCACCUGAUGCAGACCCAAUGUCACAAGACUCGCCCAGUGCGCUGCAAGCAGAGCUCCCCCUUCCUAAGGCACGGGCGAUGAAUGCCAACUCCUGCAGAGAAAUCCCUGAACUUCGGAUUCCCAAAGCCUCACAGAUCUGA